Messenger RNA from Tripterygium wilfordii, 3578 nucleotides. RefSeq names its product putative receptor-like protein kinase At3g47110. Bases 16 to 3378 code for a protein of 1120 amino acids. The transcript is spliced from 5 exons. NCBI's taxonomy places the organism in Eukaryota, Viridiplantae, Streptophyta, Magnoliopsida, Celastrales, Celastraceae. Gene Ontology annotation, molecular function: protein kinase activity; protein binding; ATP binding. Gene Ontology annotation, biological process: protein phosphorylation. The record is from RefSeq and is a predicted model, not a curated record.
AUAUAAUUUUCACUCAUGGAGAGUAUUGUUUUCCCUUUAGUUGCUCUGCUGUUUGUUCGGUUCAUGGUGAUUAGUACAGCAUCGGUUGUGACUAACAUCACCACCGAUCAAUAUGCUCUUCUUGAUUUCAAAGCUCAUAUAACCUCUGACAUCUUAGCUCAAAAUUGGUCGACCACCACUCCCAUAUGUCAAUGGGUUGGCAUCUCUUGUGAUGCACGUCAUGGAAGGGUCAUUGUCUUGAAUCUCCCAAACAUGACACUCCAAGGAACCAUCUCUCCGCACCUUGGAAAUCUCUCAUUCCUAAUCUCUCUAAACAUCUCAUUCAACAAUUUCCAUGGGCCUUUACCAAAAGAGUUGGGAAAGCUACCUCGACUCAAGCGAAUUGAUGUUUAUAAUAAUAGCUUUUCUGGUAUCAUCCCUCAUUCCUUGUUCAACAUGUCAAAGCUGGAGAUUCUGAAUUUAGGCUACAAUCUUAUUGAAGGGAGCAUCCCAUUUGAGGAAGGCCAACUUCCCAGUCUGAAAGUAUUAUAUGUGCAUAACAACAGGCUUUCAGGCUCUUUGCCAAAUGGUAUGAGUAAAUGUCUCCCAAAACUAGAGAAGUUAGCAUUAUCAAAUAACACGUUUGUUGGAAACAUACCAAGGAGUAUCGGGAAUCUAACUAAGCUCAAGGAGUUAUAUCUAAGUUUCAACAGCUUAACAGGUGACAUUCCGCAAGAACUGGGUAAUCUUGUUGAAUUGGAGACACUUUUCAUGGGGAGGAUAGGAGUCGCAUGUCCAGUUCCGUUUUUCAUCUUCAACAUGUCUUCUCUAAAAAAGAUUGAUAUGCGUGAAAAUGGCUUAGUUGGGAGUCUUCCGGUGGAUAUAUGCUACCAUCUUCCUCUACUUCAGUGGCUUUUUCUUAAUGAAAAUAAGCUUAUAGGAUGGAUACCCAAAAGUAUUGGAAAUUGUACUCUACUUGAGGAGUUAUGGCUCGGGGAUAAUUAUUUGAAAGGUACAAUCCCCCUUGAGGUUGGGCACCUGCAACACCUGGAGAAACUAGAUAUGAUGUCCAACAACCUUGCCAGCAUCAUUCCAUCUAGUAUUUUCAACAUUUCAAUUCUAAAAAUUCUCUCAUUGUCAGACAACCAACUCACAGGAAAUCUUCCAUCAAGCAUAGGCCAUACACUUCCAAAUAUUGAGGAAAUUUAUCUAUCGGACAAUCAACUUAGCGGACCAAUCCCAAGUUCUAUCUCCAAUGCUUCCAAACUCACAACGAUAGACUUGUCAAAUAACUCCUUCACUGAAAUUAUUCCCACCAAUCUUGGUAACUUGAGAUCCCUUCAGUGGAUUAGCCUUGCAUUCAAUCUCUUGGAUGGUGCAUCAUCUUCCCAAGAAUUGAUGUUUCUCUCUUCCUUGACAAAUUGCCAGAAUUUAAGAUUUCUUGACUUACAAGACAAUCCAUUGAAUGGCAUUCUUCCAAGUUCUAUUGGAAAUUUCUCUUCGGCACUUGAAAACGUUUAUCUAGGACAUUGCAGACUUAAAGGGGGCAUUCCCAUAGAAAUUGGUAACUUAAGCUCCAUAAUACUUAUAACCCUUUCAGAAAAUGAACUAACUGGAUUAGUUCCACUGGCAAUCGGUAGAUUACAAAAGCUCCAAAUAUUGAAUCUUUAUGGUAAUAAGUUACAAGGAUGGAUUCCAUCAGAGCUUUGUCAAUUACAAAAUGCUUACUCUUUGGCACUUCAUGACAAUAUGCUAAAUGGAUCAAUACCUGCAUGUAUUGGCAAUCUAUCUAGUAUGAGAUAUCUUAACUUGAGCUCCAACAGGCUCAGUUCUGCAAUCCCAGCAACCUUGUGGAGCCUUACUGAUAUCUUGCAAGUUUACCUAAAUUCAAACUCUUUGAGUGGCUCCCUUUCUCUAGAAAUUAAAAGUUUGAAGGUCCUCUUCGAACUUGAUUUGUCGAGAAAUCAACUGUCGGGUAAUAUUCCCAAUGGCAUUGGGGAACUAAAAGAUCUAAAGAAACUAUUACUUGCAGAAAAUAGUUUUGAAGGUAAUAUUCCAGAAUCAAUUGAUGGAUUGAUAAGCUUGGAGAGUUUGGAUCUCUCUAGUAAUAACCUCUUCGGAGUGAUUCCAAAGUCCUUGGAGAAACUAUCAUAUCUUAACUAUUUCAAUGUCUCUUUCAACAAGUUACAAGGAGAAAUUCCAAAAUCUGGACCGUUUGUAAACUUUUUGGCUCAAUCAUUUGUGUCCAACAAUGGGCUUUGUGGCUUACCCCGAUUUCAAGUCUCACCAUGCAAAGCUAUCAGAACAGUAAGAUCCAAGCCAAUUUUAUUGAAAUACAUUUUGCCUGCGGUAUUUGCAUUUGCAAUAUUGGUGGUGCUUGUUAUAAUUAUUUUUCUAAGAUGCCGAAAAAUGAAACAAAAUUUGCCAGUAAAAGACAAUCUAAUACCUCUGGCAACUUGGAGAAGACUUUCAUAUCUGGAACUUCAACAGGCAACAAAUGGAUUUAGUGAGGCCAAUUUGCUUGGCAAUGGAAGUUUUGGCUCUGUGUACAUGGGAAUAAAGGAUGGAAAGAAAAUUGCAAUAAAGGUGUUCAAUUUGCAAUUAGAGGGAAUUUUUAAGAACUUUGAAACCGAGUGUGAAGUGAUGCGUAACAUUCGACAUCGAAAUCUUGUGAAGAUUAUUAGCACUUGUACGAACAACAUGGAUUUCAAAGCCUUGAUAUUGGAACUCAUGCCUAAUGGAAGCCUACAAAGAUGGUUGUAUUCUCACAACUAUUUCUUGGAUGUAGUCCAAAGACUAAACAUAAUGGAAGAUGUUGCCUCCGCAUUGGAAUAUCUUCACGAAGGCUAUUCAACACCAAUCAUUCAUUGUGAUCUAAAACCCAGCAACAUCCUACUGGAUGAAGAUAUGGUGGCACAUGUAGGUGACUUAGGCAUUGCCAAACUCUUGGGUGAAGGAGAAGCUAUGAGACAAACAAUGACAUUGGCAACCAUUGGAUACAUGGCUCCAGAGUAUGGAUCGGAGGGAAUUGUUUCUACAAGAUGCGAUGUUUAUGCUUUUGGUAUCCUAUUGAUGGAGACUUUAACGAGAAAGAAGCCUACUGAUGAAAUGUUUGAUGGGGAAAUGAAUAUGAAAAGUUGGGUGAAACAGUCAUUAGCACAUGGUCUAACUGAAGUUGUUGAUGCCAAUUUGUUGAAGAGAGAGGAUAGACAUUUUGUUGCUAAAUUUAAUUGUAUUUACUCUGUUAUGGAAUUGGCUUUGGCUUGCACAGAAAAUUCGCCAGAAGAUCGGAUAAACAUGAGCAAUGCUUUGGUUAUGCUAAAAAAGAUCAACAAAAAGAUGUUGCAGGAUAUUGGAGCGGAACGUAACACAAGAUUUAGAAUGAGGAGGCAGUCAUAGCUUCUGAGAAAUAGGCAUUGGGUGGACUUAGACUCUUUAAGUUAAUAAGUCAUAGUUUCUGAGAAAUGGGCUCUCCUUCAACUAGUGUAGAGAUGUACGUUCUUUUCGGGAGUUGUUUCUUCGGCCAAAGUACUGUUGAUGUUAUGUAAACUGAACUUGAUUGUGGGCUUUUUUGUUUUGUUUUGUUCAUGGCAUGUUUG